GUUGGCGAGUCUGGUAACCUCUGACCCUGACCAAGUAUCUCGUGUGUUUGUGUCCGGUGUUGUUCACGUUAUUUUUGGACCAAACGUUUGAGUAAUAUCCGGGUGUGAAACCUUUACUGUCCAAGGACACAUGUGUUUUGAUAUAAUCUUUGAGGAUGGUUCGCUUCAAACACAGGUAUGUCUUGGCUGAGCUAAUAUUCGGCAAGGACCUGUUGAUAUACAACAUCACACAGCGUGUAGUGUAUGCUGCAGUACGGGACAUCAUAGAACAGCUGCAUGGUAGAUACGGUAUAGGACUCAUCACACCUGGACUGUCAGUGAAGUACAUCAAUGAGUACACACGGAUGGUGAUGGUACGGUGUCGGAGGGAGAACCUGAAACUGCUGACAUCUGCCAUUCCCUUCAUCAAACACCUGCCAGAUGGCAAGGGGGGACAGCUGCCAUGUUUCCUCAGAACUCUGCAUGUAGGAGGAAGUAUAAGGGCCUGUCAGAAGUGGCUGGUACAGCACAACAGACAAGUCCUACCCACCUUGCUGCUGAGGUGCACUAGCAAAGAAGAAAAGUCCAGGAUGAGGAAAUCCAUUUUCAACAGUACCCUUGUGAAGGAGGAGCCUUGGAAUGAAGGAAAGGAUGACACAUAACAUUCGUGGUACAGAUGUGCCAAUUUGGUUACUGGAGACUUCAAAAUGAACUUUAGAGUAGGUUUUUGAUUGAACAACAAAUUGGUUGUUGCAUUUCCUUUAUAAUUCAUAGAACUGUUUUGAAAGCUACAAAUGCAACAUUACUGUGCAAUGUUUCAUUUCAAACUCAAUGUCACCAUGAAAUGAUGCUUACUUUGUAAAUAAUACUGUAACAAUACCUUUGAAAUAGUUUAUUUUUACAGCACUACAACCAAGUUAAUAGAUGUUUUGAACAUUAACAAAAUCAAGUCCAGAAUGUGAGAAGUAAAACACUGUGUUAUACUUAUUGCAACUUACACCAUGAUUGCAAUUGAUACUCGGAAGUCAGAUCUAGAACGUAUGAACAGUUCUUCUUAAAACUUGUAAGACUAAUAAACUUUGCAUAACUGUCCUUCAUAGAAAACAUGUCCACUUUACAGCUCAAUGGUGAUUUGACAUCUAUCUACAUUAAACAAUGUAUUGCAUGAAUAUGUAAAUAAAAAGCUCAGCAUACCAUAUUCAGUUGUCUUUUUGCUCUCAUACAAAUAUAAAGCAUUUUAACUUACUGCAGCUUGCCAGUAUUACAGUACAUGCGCAAGUAGUUUAUCUGAUAAACAAAAAUUCUGGAAAGUAU
Molecule: messenger RNA, 1293 nt
Organism: Branchiostoma belcheri (Belcher's lancelet)
Lineage: Eukaryota; Metazoa; Chordata; Leptocardii; Amphioxiformes; Branchiostomatidae
Product: ribonuclease P/MRP protein subunit POP5-like
Exons: 5
Coding region: 156-641 (161 amino acids)
Biological process (GO): tRNA 5'-leader removal
Cellular component (GO): ribonuclease P complex
Molecular function (GO): ribonuclease P RNA binding
Source: RefSeq, a predicted model, not a curated record